Anarrhichthys ocellatus (wolf-eel) is the source of this 1754-nucleotide messenger RNA. It is a transcript of the gene and4, whose product is annotated as actinodin4. The coding region runs from base 56 to 1126 and encodes 356 amino acids. The transcript is spliced from 4 exons. NCBI's taxonomy places the organism in Eukaryota, Metazoa, Chordata, Actinopteri, Perciformes, Anarhichadidae. The record is from RefSeq and is a predicted model, not a curated record.
UGGUUUUGUUAGAACUGUACUAUUUCCCCGUAAAUGAUGCAAAUCUAUUAUUGCCAUGAAACAGGAGUUCGCCAUGAUUUCUUCAUUAUGGUUGUUGGGGGCACUCUGCUGUCUGAUGGUGCUCUCAGGCCUGCUGGAGGCCAAAUCUUUUUCAAACACCAUCAAGCAGGAAGAGAUGGUACCUGUCAGUGUUGUUGGUAUUGAAUCGGAAAAAGCAAACGGCUUUCUGAGUCACUCCAGACCGAAGCGUAACGCGGACCCCAGGUGGUACAGAGGAAACCCAGACUUCCAGGCUUACUACCGCUACUACAGCAGCAUCGGACACACUGAGGGGCUCUAUGAGAUUGACAAGUUGCGGAUGCUCUACCAGCAGAUGAGGUACCUGGAGCACACCUACGGCCCCGACGCUUCCUAUUUCCAGAACAAGCUGGGAAUGCCGACCAUGUGUGACCCAGCCACAGACAAGAAGUGUAAAAUCUUUCCUCUAGCUCCAAUGAAAGGGGGCCCAAAGCCCACAGAGCCCCCAGCGACCCCUCCUCCUCUCCCUCCUGCGCCAGUCAUUUCCCAGGCUGAUGUUCUCUACCUGUGCAACAGGAAAGACCCCCUCUGUAAGCCCCACAUCGUCUACCUGCCUACCGGCUCCGUGCCUGUGCUCUGCGACCCCCGCCCCCACCCCCCCUGCACCCCCCAGAAAGCUCAAGCUCCAGCCAUAGUGCCCCAACCUCCUCCCCCUCCACCAAAGAAGUCCGCCCCACAUCCACCACCACCGCCACCAGUCCUCAUCAAGAAGUCUCUGCCGGCGCCCAUCCGCCCCUUCAAGGGCAUGGAGUACGACUGUGACCCUUACUGGGACCCUGAUUGCCUGGUUGAACACCCACCCAGGCCCAUGAAGGGGAAGAUCAUGGUCCCCCCGCCGCCACCACCCCCACCUGUGGAGGAGGAAAAGAUAGAGGAACCAGUGGCGGUGCCAGCUCCCCUUACUCCCAUCAAGAAGAAAGGCCUUUACCCUUACUACUACCCUAUGCCCUACAACCCCAUGGAUGAUCUGUACGACCCAUCCCGCUUCCAAUACCCACAGCCCUCUGUUGCUGUAGAUGAGCCUGCAGAGUCAGGCCACAGUCAGUAAGACAUCCAGCAAGUGAUGGAGGAAAAGGGUUUUUUAACAGAUUUUAAUUAAAAACAUCAAGGUUGAACAUUUUCAUAGUUUGAGGGAUUUUAACAUCUGCAAAUGUACUACAACUUGUACUGAAGCUUUGAAAAGUUGCAUAUUUGUUUAAACCUUAUACAAUUGACAACUGUUAAGGUAUUGAUGUGUUUACCAUCAUCACUGUCAGAAAGUAAAAAAAAAAAAAUCUGUUUUCAGUCGACACAAGUAAUGCAAAUUAUUUUUGAUUAAUGAGAUAAUAAAGUUUUUCAUCGGUGAUUGAGUAGUAUUUUGUUUCUGUGUAUACUUUUUUUUUUUUAAAGGUGCAGGAAGACAGAGGAAAGAACAUGUUUGCUCCACCUCGAGCCACAUGGCAGGUAGAAGCUAGUAAAGUGAAAGUGCCAACUUGCAUGCUGGGGGUCUUUAUGUCUGGUUCCGCUGUACGUUUAAUACCCAUUAAAAUGCUGACUCCUGUUAGACCCCCGACUUUGGAGCUGUAACUCUCCCUGCCCCCUUUUCCUGUUGAGUAUGCUCAUCUGCUCAAACCUCUGAAGGCAUUCGAACAGCGGGAACAAGACUUCAAAAGACGAGCUAACUGCAAACACUGCUG